Messenger RNA from Exophiala xenobiotica, 846 nucleotides. RefSeq lists its product as uncharacterized. The record is from RefSeq and is a predicted model, not a curated record. Lineage: Eukaryota; Fungi; Ascomycota; Eurotiomycetes; Chaetothyriales; Herpotrichiellaceae. The transcript is spliced from 2 exons. The coding region runs from base 1 to 846 and encodes 281 amino acids.
AUGGCUCAAAACAAUACCGUAACAGCAGGAAUGACUGCUGAUCAUGCUCGCUCACCCAACAUCAGAGUCGUCGUUGGCAAAUGGGACGAGUACGCCGACACGGAUUCUGGUCUCGUCCAGUUGAACGUCUUCUACAUCAACAAAUCCUUCCUCAUUCAGCAUUCCCGAUACUUCGCCAUUCUCUUGGAUACUGCACCUCCUCGAGAUGUUGUCCGUCUGCAGAUUCCAAAUAACGACAAUCAUGCCAACUGUUCGGGGGAUAAGGAGGAAUACCAGGUCUUUGCAGACUGGCUCGAUGCAAUGUACAGAUCGGAAGAUGGAGGAAGCAAGCUCGACGUCUGGGAGUACUCGGACGUUAACCAACGCAUGGAAUUUGCUGAUUUCGUGGGCUCGACCAAGUAUAAGAACUUCGUGAUGGACUCAAUUCAGCGACUCCCGAUUGAAACAUGGGGUGUGGGAGAACUGGACAGCCUGGACCUCGUGCGAGAAAGCGCAGACCUCUACGUCGACUAUGCGCUUGAGUGUCUGGCGUACAGGGUCAUCACAAAGGGUUGGACCAACUUCACCGGGGCCGACGGCAGCGACGACAUAACUGGAUGGAAAGCCUUCUUGGAGCAGCAAUCCGACACCUUUGGCAUCCUUAAUAAACUCCUGAUAAGGAUUGAUGAGCUGAAUGAGACAAAGGAUGCUGGAAAGCUGGUCGACCCGACUGCGCGCAAGGACUGCAAGUGGCACGAACAUACCGAGGAAGAUAGGGAGAAGUGUCCUCGAUAUCACCCGAAGGAGAGCGUGGGUGGUGUGGUUUCCCUUGAAAAGCAGGACGGCAAGCAGGCAUCGGGGCAGUAA